UGUGCGUGGUGGUGGUGACUGUGUGCGUGGUGGUGGUGGUGGUGACUGUGUGCGUGGUGGUGGUGGUGGUGGUGGUGGCGACUGUGGGUGUGCCUGGUGGUGGUUGACAGCUGGUUGAAGGCACCAGCGAGACGCUGAGGCGGCUUGUGGACGAGAUGGACGUGUUCGUGGUGCCCGUCAUCAACGUCGACGGAUACGCGUACACGUGGAGCAAAGACCGCAUGUGGCGUAAGACGAGAUCUCCCAACCCUGGGAGCACCUGCAUCGGCACCGACCCCAACCGCAACUGGGACUCCAACUGGUGCCUGGCGGGAGCGUCACCCAACCCGUGCGACGAGACCUUCUGUGGCUCUUCGGCCGAGUCGGAGCCCGAGGUGAAGGCAGUGGCGGCCUUCCUGCGAGGGCGUUCCUCCUCCUCCACCUCCUCCUCCAUCAGCGCCUACAUCUCGAUGCACGCGUACUCGCAGCUGCUGCUGCUGCCCUACGCGGGCUCCUACCAGCAGAGCGAGCACAACGACGAGUUGAGUGCGCUGGCUAAGCGCGCUACCACGGCCCUGUCCAGUGCCUACGGCACGCAGUACCGCUACGGGCCUGCUUCAACCACCAUCUACAUCGCGUCGGGCGGUUCGUUUGACUGGGCCUACGACCAGGGCAUCCGCUACUCGCUGACCUUCGAGCUGCGUGACACCGGCCGCUACGGCUUCCUGCUGCCCGAGAGCCAGAUCCGGCCCACGUGCGAGGAGACCAUGCUGGCCUACGAGGUCAUCGCCCAGCACGUGCUCGACCAUCCCUACUGAGCAGGCCGGGCGGCUGGCCGGAAAAAGUCAGCCGGCCAGCCAUACAGCCAGCCAGCCGGUCAGCCAGCCAGCCAGCCAGC
Molecule: messenger RNA, 877 nt
Organism: Petromyzon marinus (sea lamprey)
Lineage: Eukaryota; Metazoa; Chordata; Hyperoartia; Petromyzontiformes; Petromyzontidae
Product: carboxypeptidase B-like
Biological process (GO): proteolysis
Molecular function (GO): zinc ion binding; metallocarboxypeptidase activity
Source: RefSeq, a predicted model, not a curated record